AUGGCAAGAACUCGCCUCGCAGCGUUUCUUAUCGGCAUGGCGAGCUUCUUCUCCGUCGUUGCCGGCCAACUCCGACCAAUGCCUGCGAGUGGCCUUCCCGGUGAUCUCUUUGCCCUAGGAAUCGCCUCUAAAAUCCGCACCGACUGCAACUCAACGGCGAGCGCGUCGUCAGACUUUGGCCGCAUCAUGGAGGCCGCCCCGGAAGCCGUUCUACACCCUGCCACGCCCGCCGACAUCGCCGCGCUCAUCCGGUUCUCCACGUCCUCGCCGGUGCCAUUCCCCGUGUCACCGCGCGGGCAGGGCCACUCCGUCCGUGGGCAGUCUCUCGCUCCGGGUGGCGUCGUCGUCGACAUGCACAUGCUUGGGCGCGGUUACCAUCGCAUCAACGUGUCCGCGGACUACGUUGACGCGGGCGGCGAGCAGCUGUGGGUCGACGUUCUCCGUGCGACGCUGAAGCACGGCCUCGCGCCGCGCGCGUGGACGGACUAUCUGCAACUCACCGUUGGCGGCACGCUCUCCAAUGCUGGCAUUGGCGGCCAAGCAUUCCGGCAUGGCCCGCAAAUCGCCAAUGUGCACGAGCUUGACGUGGUUACCGGGACGGGUGAGAUGGUGACAUGCUCACGUGACAAGAGGAAGGACCUGUUCUUCGCCGCAUUGGGUGGACUGGGUCAGUUCGGGAUCAUAACCCGGGCUCGGAUCGCUCUCGAGUCGGCCCCAAAGCAGGUGCGCUGGGUCCGACUUGCCUACUCGGAUGUGGUUGCGUUCACCAGAGACCAGGAGCUGCUCAUUUCUAAGCACGCUAGCGAAGCAAGUUUUGACUAUGUCGAAGGCCAAGUCCAGCUUAACCGGACGCUAAGUGAGGGCCCCAAGUCAACGCCCUUCUUCUCCGAAGCCGAUAUCAACACGCUUGCUGACCUCGCAUCCGAGACUGGCUCCGGCGCGAUCUACUUCAUCGAAGCCGCCAUGUACUAUGAUGAGACGACCGCCCCAUCUGUCAACCAGAAACUAGAGAUGGUACUAGCUCAGCUGAGCUUUGUGCCCAGGUUCGUGUUCACCAAGGAUGUGACGUACUUCCAGUUCCUCAACCGCGUACGCGUGGAGGAGACUGUGCUUCGGUCGGCUGGCGUGUGGGAUGUGCCACACCCAUGGCUGAACCUUUUCGUCCCCCGGUCACGCAUUCUCGACUUCGACACUGGCGUGCUCAAAGGCAUCCUCGGGGGUGACAACCCAGUCGGGCUCAUCCUCAUGUACCCUAUGAACACGGCCAAAUGGAACUCCCACAUGACAGCGGUGACGCCACCCACUGGCGAGGACGUAUUUUACACGGUGGGACUUCUUCGGUCGGCUCUAUCUGCCGAUGACCUAGAGCGUCUACAGAGGGAGAACCAAUCGAUGCUGGCAUUUUGUGACAAGGAGGGCAUCGAGUGCAAGCAGUAUCUGCCACACUACACAUCACAAGAUGGAUGGCGGCGACAUUUUGGGGCCAAGUGGAGCAACAUCUCUCAGCUCAAGGCCAAAUAUGAUCCCCACGCGAUAAUGUCACGGGGGCAGAGAAUUUUCCCCUUGCCAAGUGUGCCAGCGGCAAGCACGGCGACCACAUAG
Messenger RNA from Triticum turgidum subsp. durum (durum wheat), 1602 nucleotides. The record is from the annotation of a GenBank genome assembly. Lineage: Eukaryota; Viridiplantae; Streptophyta; Magnoliopsida; Poales; Poaceae.